This is a messenger RNA of Drosophila navojoa, 1583 nucleotides long. Its product is annotated as facilitated trehalose transporter Tret1. Gene Ontology annotation, biological process: transmembrane transport. Gene Ontology annotation, molecular function: transmembrane transporter activity. The record is from RefSeq and is a predicted model, not a curated record. Gene Ontology annotation, cellular component: membrane. NCBI's taxonomy places the organism in Eukaryota, Metazoa, Arthropoda, Insecta, Diptera, Drosophilidae.
AACAACUUUGAGGAAAUUCGAAUUCUGAAAUCUGAAUACGAGAGGACUUCAUCAUGUGCUUGCCCAAGCGAGUCAGCGGAGGCGCCAUCCAGAGCGUGGCCACAGCCGUUGGUAAUUUGCUUUGCUUUAACUUUGGCGUCCUCUUUGGAAUUACACCCGCUCACAUGGAUCUCUAUGAAUCGGAGCAACGAACGCCGCUCAACAAAGUCACAGAUCCCACGGGCACUGCUCUAUUAACGGGCUACCUUUUCCUGAGCGCCGCCGUUGGAGCCGCCUCUUCCGGCUGCCUGGCCAUUCGUAUCGGUCCCAAGUCCGUGCUGCUCUGCAGUGGAUUGCUCCAAAUUUUCAGCUGGUUUACGAUUCACUUUGGCUUCGAUAUCGUUCACAUCUAUGCCUCCCGCAUGUUUGGGGGCGUGGCAGCUGGCGCCGCGUUUGUUGUGCUGCCAAUUUUCAUCAAUGAAAUUGCUGAGACCCGAGAGAAGGCCGCCCUCUUGACAUUCACAAUCGAACUGUGGCGCACGCUGGGCAUACUCGUUGGCUUUGUGCUAGGUUUCUAUUUGCCCUACCAUUACGUAAAUAUUGUGGGCUGCAUGAUGUCCUGUGUGUUCUCCCUGUGCUUCCCCUUCGUGCAGGAGAGUCCGCAUUACUUCAUGCGCAAGGGCAAUCUGCCGGCUCUGGAGAAGUCACUUCGUUGGUAUCGAGGCAUACGCGACAUAGAUGACCGCGAGAGGCCCGACUAUCUGCAGGAGCUGUCCGAGUUCAAGGCCGAGAUGAAAGGUGAGGGCAAGGGCAUCGGCUCAGAGCACUACCCGCGCAGCUACGUCAUCCGCCUGAUCGGCGUCAGCUUUCUGCUGACCAUCUGCGCCAAGUUGAGCGGCGUCUUCGUGGAGCUGAACUAUGCGGCCGACUUUCUGGGUCGCACUGGCUACACGAUGGAGCUGAAUUAUGUUCUGCUCUCCAUAUCGCAAUGUGUUGGUGCCGUUUUUGCCCGCCUCGUUGGCCCCAAGAUGCCUCGCAAGGUGCUGCUCUGUGUCUCCUCGCUGCUGGCUGCUGUGCCAGUCAUCCUGCUGGCCCUUUUCAAGCACUUCCAGGAGAGCUGGUCUCUGGGCCUCUGGUGUGAGCGCUCUUUGCCCAUCAUCCUGCUCGCCAUUCAGCUGUUCUUCGUCAGCUUUGGGCUCUAUCCCCUGGCCGCUGUCGUCAGCAGCGAAGUGCUGCCCACAAAGCUGCACGACUUGCUCUAUUCAGUGGCCUCUGGUGUUGCCUGGCUGCUGCUCUUCGGCAUGAUUGAGGGCUUCAAUGCGGUUAAGUCGCCGAUUGGACCUGGGCUGGUGCUCUACCUGUGGGUGUUUGCCGCGGCCUCCAUCCUCGUGGGACUCAUUUCGAUGCCGCUGCUGCCGGAGACGCGCAAUCGGCGACCUUCGGCCGUGCAAAGGGAACUGGGCUACGUGGGCCAGGAGGGCGUGGCCAAGGCGGGCAGUGCCACCAACGGGCACAUUUCCUCGAACAUCUGAACAAUUAAAUUACAAUUAGGCCUAAUAUAAGUAAAGCACAAGUUAAUUAAGAGUGGCGCUUGUUUUUCACUU